AUGAAAAUAUAAUUAGAUAUUUCUAUCCUAAAUGAAAAUAAAAACCAAUAAAAAUCUAAACUUAAUCAAUUAUUCAUUGAAUUCCAAUAGAUCCAUUAAUAAUUUUCACUAAUAUCUUAGAAAAAUACCAAAACAUAAAAUUCAACUUUAUUUUUAAAUUAAAAUUUGAUUGUACAUAAAAAGAAAACUUGCAAUUUAUUUUCAAAAUUUACAAUAGAAAUUAUUGUCUAAUUUACUCUGUAUUUAAAUGUUAAAUAGAUUAUGUAAUUACGAAGAGUAAAUAAAUUAUUUAAUUUAAUUAUUUGUAAAUCUCUGCCUAUUAGGAUUAUCUAAUACUAGCAUAUACUAGAGAAUAUUCAAAGUAAUUUAAUUUAAAUUCCAUAAAUAAUAAAUAUGAUACCUGAAUAAAAUUUUCUAGAAGAAGAUAUAUUUAUAGAUUGGGAUAAUGUAUGGAAUUUCAAAGAAAUUAAUAAAAUUUAUGGUUCUAAAGAAUUAGAACCAGAAAUCUAUUAAGUGUUCAAAUUUAUGUAUAUUUCAAUAUAUCCUGAUUUUCCUGAAGUUAUUACUCUAGAAUAAAUUAAAAAGAUGUUAUCUCGUCCAUAUCUCAGAUAUGAUGUACCUGAAAGUAAUAAAAUACUUACUGAAAAAUAAAUAAAUGCUUUAUAAGAUGUGAUGUUGCUAGAUACACAAAAAAUUAAUGAUCAAUAUAAAUUUUCUGCAUAUAUUUGUUUGUUAUUAUAAAAAUAUGUACAAAUGACAAAAUGUGAUGCAUUUAAAAAUAAAGUUUAAAGAGAUUAAUUACUAAAACGAGAAAGUCUAAUAGCUGAAAGGUUAAAAAUACUAAAUAAACUUAAUUAAAAAAUAAUCAAAUGA
Paramecium pentaurelia is the source of this 873-nucleotide messenger RNA. Lineage: Eukaryota; Ciliophora; Oligohymenophorea; Peniculida; Parameciidae. The record is from the annotation of a GenBank genome assembly.